AUGCAGGUUCCACCACUUCGAAUAUCGUUACCGCGUACGCCGAGCGAAGAUGGUGCAACAGUAGUGAAUGCAACGGAUGACACGGCAUCAGCUGCAGCGAAUGCUGGCCGACGAACUACCAGAGGUGCCAAGGGGCACUCAAAGAAGAACCAAAGCCCUGAUGAAAGUGCGAACAAGAUAUGCGAUGAGAGCAUACAGCGAAUUACAAGGAGUAAACUUCGGCAAGCCGGCCGGCAGCUUCGUGAUCAACCAGCUAUCCGUUAUGAGCCCACAACAAAGAAAAAGUCAAAUUCCUGGCGGCGUGGUUCCGUGGCUACUGCUUCGCCAAUGCCAGCGCCGUCGUUGGCCGCCUCUGAUGAACAGCCUUUUUGCAGCAACGAUGCAGCUGAACGAAUCGAUGGUUUGUUUGGGCUGUAG
Messenger RNA from Gongylonema pulchrum, 417 nucleotides. The record is from the annotation of a GenBank genome assembly. Lineage: Eukaryota; Metazoa; Nematoda; Chromadorea; Rhabditida; Gongylonematidae.